CUGGCAACUUAUUGCGACGUCGGAUCUCUCCUACACGUUGGAGUCCGCUACAACAAGGAGCUCGGAAUUGAAGCCCGCGCCAAGUCGAAGUCUUCUAUACACGCAAUUAUCCCACUCCAUCCGAAUGAGAUAUCCGACCGGUUUGAAGCGUGUCUUCAUCUUUUUGGGAGCGGAAGAUGGGCGAAGACGGACAAGGAGGGCGAGAUGUGGGUGUCCCUUGACAUGGCCCUGCUCACCCGAGGUGAUCAUCUGCAUUUGGAACUGUGCUUCAGUCUCUACUGGAAUGAGACGAAGACGCCUUACAGCUUUCUGAGAACAACAGCCGAGCGUCGACAAAGUCAAAAUGUGCUUGACCUUUUUCUGCCUGAUGACUCGUUCCCAGUAACAAGGGGAAGAGAUAACUGGUCGCCCCUCGACUUCUACGAAGCAGCGCAUGUUCCUCCGCGGGAAGAUGAUACCGGGCUUGGAAUUGAAGUUCCAGAGUUGACGGCAUCGCUCUAUCCCUACCAAAAGAAAACACUCAACUGGCUUCUGAAUCGGGAAGGUGUCCGUUGGAAGGAUCCUGGUGACGCUCUCGUCUCCUUUGAACAGGAUCCCGACACAGCCCACAGCUUUCGAAAAAUUCGAGAUGAUCUUGGGACUGGCAGAACGUUCUACGUCAGCUCCCUGUACCAUAUAGUGACCACCGACCUGACGCCUUUCCAGCUGGCUGAAAGAGCGGUCAAAGGCGGUAUCCUUGCUGAGGAAAUGGGUCUCGGCAAGACCCUCGAAGUCAUCGGCUUGGUUGCGCUCCACCGUCGACAUCUCAGCGAGAACGACACCAUGGUCACGGCAGAGGGGGACGAGCUGGUCAUGACUGGUGCCACUUUGAUCGUCACGCCAGACUCCCUAAGACAACAAUGGAUAUCGGAGAUUCAACGUCAUGCGCCGCACUUGAAAGUGAAAUUCUACCCCGGUCGCAAGAACGCGAAGUUCGAUACCGAAGAAUUGCUUCGUGCAGAUCUGGCAUGUCAAGAUAUCGUCAUCACCACAUACCCGGUCCUGUCAUCUGAACUUCACUACGCUCUCAAACCACCUGAGAGGUCCCGCCGGCAGGAACGCAAAUACGAUCGACCUGAAUCACCACUGACGAAGAUACAUUGGUGGCGUGUUUGUCUUGACGAAGCCCAGAUGAUUGAGAGCGGGGUUACCGGAGCUGCCGCCGUCGCAAAGAUCUUACCUCGUGUCAACGCAUGGGGCGUCACUGGAACGCCAGUCAAGAAUGACGUGCAAGACUUGUUUGGACUUCUGGACUUCUUGCGCUACGAGCCGUACGCUUCCUCUACUCAGAUUUGGAGGGCUUUAACAAGGUCUCAUAAGCCUCUUUUCCGUUCACUCUUCGGUAGCAUCGCUUUACGACACACAAAACAGCUUGUUAGACACGAGAUAGCCGUGCCUCCGCAGAAACGAUUCGUUAUCACGUUGCCGUUCACUGCCGUGGAGGAACAGUAUUAUGGGGAGCAAUUCAAAAACAUGGCCAAGAACUGCGGGUUGGACCUUGCGGGUGUUCCUUUGAACGACGAGUGGAAGCUUGCGCAAUACGAAACUGAGAUGCGGACAUGGCUGAACCGGCUAAGACAGGCAGCUCUUCAUCCUGAAAUCGUUCAACGGCGGGGCAAUGGCCGGAAGGUCGGGCCCAUGCGGACAGUUGACGAAGUGCUAGAUGCAAUGCUCGAGCAAGGUGACGAUGAUGUCCGAACCGAGCAAAGGGCGUAUUUGCAAGCACGACUUCUUCGUGGCCAGAUGCUGGAGAAUGGCCCGAGAGUAAGGGAGGCCCUGGCUAUUUGGGAAAAGGUCAAAAGGGAUGCUUCGACCAUAGUCGCAGAUUGUCGACAAGAGAUCGAAGAAGCCCUCAAAGAGUUGCGGACAUCUGGUUCAGACCAGGAGACAGCUAUCGAACUUACUUCUGGCGAUGGUGAUGAGGACGAAACAGACGAACUAUCCAACACUGGCCGUGUCGGCGAAGCCCGAGCCAAACUUCGUCAUGCCCUCGACGUCUUGCACAGGGCCACGUUUUUCUGCGCGAACGCAUUCUUCCAAAUCAAGACAGAUAGUAACCUUACUCAGCCCGAGUCGGAGGAGUUCAAGAGAUUGCAAGAACUUGAAGAUGCCGAGUAUGUGAAAGCCCAAGAAAUUCGACGGGAAAUUUUGUCCGAGAGUCACGGAAAAGCAAUGUCUUUGAUCAAGAAACUCGAGCGACAGGCUCUGUCACAAUCGUUUGUGGAGAUUUCCGAACUCGUAGCUAGCUCAAUGAAGGGGCUGGAAAGCGCGUCGACCAUUGAAAUGCUUGAAGAGUUGUACGGCAUCCUCAACGAACAAGCGAACGUCAUCGACGAGUGGCGGGAGGCGCUCAUCAAGCUGUUGUCUGAAGCUCUCAUUGAUGAAGAACAAGAAAUCGAGACCACCGGCGAGGAGUUCACUGACUCAACAAAGAUUCAAGAAGAGAUCAUUGUCUACGUUCAGGUCCUACGUGCCGUCAUCGCCGACCGCCAGGACGCGAUUUCAGGACUUGAAAAUGCACUGGUGAAGCACGAGACGAGGGUUUCUCUGGCUGCCGCAGAAGAAGGAGACGGACCGGCUCCGGAAAAGCUGAUAGCUCUUUACAAACUUCGCAGCAAGGUUAAGCCGGUACCAGACAAGCAUGGAUCUCUGCGGCGAGUAAUCGCAGACCUUCGAGGCAUUGCAUCGCGUCUAGAGGGCUCUGGCGGACGGGCGGGCGUUGAGCGUGAUAUUGUUGUGAGGCAGAUACGAGAAACACAGGCGCAUAUCAGCGCUCAAACGAAGGCGUCCACGGCGCUAGAACGCGAGAUCGACCGUUUCACGAGCGCGAUGAACGCCAGAGUCGAGUACUACAGACAGUUGCAAGCGGUAUCCGACAGCGUUGCUCCAUACGAGGGCCAGAACGACCAGCAGGCCAUUGAUGCUUGCGUAGCGACAGAAGAUCAAACGCGCAGGAAGCUUGAUGCAGCGAAAGCAAAGCAUCGAUACUUACUCAACCUGAAAGAAGCCGGAACCCAAUCCAAUGAACCUCGCAUGUGCAUCAUCUGCCAGUCUGCCUUCACGACCGGCGUCUUGACAGUUUGUGGACACCAAUUCUGCAAGGAUUGCAUGAAACAGUGGUACAGAGCACAUCGCAAUUGCCCUAUGUGCAAGAGGAAGCUGAGACUCACUGAACUUCAUGACAUCACGCUUAAGCCGAGGGAAGUCCGGAUAAAUGAGGAUACAGCCACUGCGACAUCCACUGGAGACAACAAAACCCAGGCCAUUAGGACCAACGGCAUCUACUCGCAAUUCAGUUCAGAGAAGGUAGCACAAAUCAAUGACAUUGAAUUGUCAGGCAUGUCGUAUGGCACAAAGGUUGACAGCAUCUGCCGUCACAUCCUCUGGUUGCGGGAGUCUGACCCGGGGGCCAAAUCUAUUAUCUUUACCCAGUACCGCAGCUUCCUGGGCAUCCUCAGCUCUGCUUUCAAUCGCUAUAAGAUUGGAUACUCUUCAAUCGAUUCGCCGACCGGGAUCCAGAGAUUCAAAGAAAACGCAGGCACUGAAGUAUUCAUGCUUCAUGGCCGCGCGCAGUCAAGCGGCCUCAACCUCGUCAACGCCAGCCACGUCUUUCUCUGCGAGCCACUUCUGAACACGGCCCUAGAACUGCAGGCGAUUGCUCGAGUGGACCGGAUUGGUCAGAAGAACGAGACUACCGUAUGGCUGUACUUGAUCGAAGGAUCGGUAGAAGAGUCGAUAUACAACUUGUCAGUCAAGCGGCGUAUGGAGCACAUGGGGAAUAACUCUAAAGGCAAGUCGAAAGAGUCUAGUCCGGAGGUGGCCGAGCCGAUGUUGGAGGCCGCAAACACGCUGGAACUAGAGAAAGCCUCUCUUACCCACCUCAUGAGCAAAGAUAAGAAUGCCGGAGAGACGGUAGAAGCAGCUGAUCUUUGGGAAUGUCUCUUCGGUCGUGUCACAAGUCGUGUUACGACCAGCGUUGCAGACGGCAUUGCUGAGUACGAUAGCUAA
Messenger RNA from Colletotrichum karsti, 4047 nucleotides. RefSeq lists its product as uncharacterized. The record is from RefSeq and is a predicted model, not a curated record. The transcript has 5 exons. Gene Ontology annotation, molecular function: ATP-dependent chromatin remodeler activity; metal ion binding; ubiquitin protein ligase activity. NCBI's taxonomy places the organism in Eukaryota, Fungi, Ascomycota, Sordariomycetes, Glomerellales, Glomerellaceae. Gene Ontology annotation, biological process: protein polyubiquitination; DNA damage response. Gene Ontology annotation, cellular component: nucleus.